Molecule: messenger RNA, 8399 nt
Organism: Zootoca vivipara (common lizard)
Lineage: Eukaryota; Metazoa; Chordata; Lepidosauria; Squamata; Lacertidae
Source: RefSeq, a predicted model, not a curated record
AGCCUGCUGCUGCGGCUGCUGAGCUCACUUUGCUGGUCUGUCUGCCCAUCUUUUGCUGGAGAUGGCAAAGCAGCGUUGACAUGUCUUUGGCCAGGAUAGCAAGGCAGAACUCGACAGACCACCCAUCUGCUUUGCUAGCAGGUAUUUCCUGUGGUGAGCAACCCAGAAUGCGACUCUUGGAGUUCUUCUCUCUUCUCAGUCUGCUGCACGUAGGUAUCCCAUUUGGCCAGGGCUGCCCUGUAGUUAAAACCCGCCUUUGGCGGGUGUGUCGCAGGGAGGAGGGAGGCUGCUUGCCCCAGGCGUGCUUAUUUAUAGCUGUGGAUUCAAGAGGCAAAAAGUUCAGCCGUAAUUGGGGGGGUCUUGUUCUGUAGCCUGGAGAGGAUGUCCUAGGGAGAAAGCUGGCUGACCUUUGCAAGGUUUAGAAGGAGGUGGAUGUCCUCCUCUUGGGGUCAGCCUACAGAGUGCGUGGCAGCAAGGAAUCGGGUUUUUUGCAUUGCCACAGAGUAAAAAAAUGAUGGGCGGCUGCAGCCAGUCCUGGCUCUCUGAGGGCUCCUCUAAAUUGUUGGGUGUGCAAAGACUGUGCGUUGGUCAGCAUACACUGAUCUACACACAUAAAACAAAUUCAUGCACAGGCGUCUUCCAAAAACCCAUCCCAACCCCAUGCUUGUAUUCUGCAGCAUGUUAUGGACACAAUAAUAAGGCUACAAUUUCAUGCAUGGUUUAGUGAUCGAUUCCUCUUCCCAGGAAACUCUGGGGGUUGUAUCUGUGAGAGGGGAAUAGCCCCUCCCCCCCACAAAAAACAACAACUCUCAACAUCCUUACCAAACUACAGUUCCCAGCAUUCUUUGGGGGGAAGCCAUGAUGGUUUAAAGUGGCAUGAUACUGCUUUAAAUAUAUUGUAGAAUGGCCCAGUAUUGAAAGGAAGACUUGGUGUUCCUAUAUAGCACUUUUAUUAAGUGCUGGGCUAGCUCAGUCUGUAGGGCAUGAGGCGCUUAAUCGUGGGUUUGAGCCCCAUGUUGGGCAAAAUAUCCCUGCAUUGCAGGGGUUGGGGGCUGGACGACUCUUGUGGUCCUUUCCAACUCUACAGUUGAUUCUAUGCUUAAGGCAUAAACUAUCUUGGCAAUCCUUCCUCAAACCCUAUAAGCCAAUCUAGUAUUAUUAUUCCCCUGGGGUUGAAGGGAAGCACAUGAUGAAAGAUGGUGGCCUACCUAAGGCUAUCCAUACCGGAGUUUUUUGCAGUUUGAAAAAGUGACAGGAAAUGCUUUGGCAGUGUGAGGUGAGUGGAUUAUUAACAAGGAGACAUGAAAACAUCCCACAGCCAGGAGGAAUGAUCAAUAAAUACGUUGUCUGGAAGGUGCCAGCUCAGAAGGGUGGGAAUGACUAGGAGUUGGGGCGCAGGAGACGCAGUCUGCCCAGCAUCUGACACUCUGCCUGGUGCAAGGCUGGCUCUACAGGAGACCCAGUAUAAGGAAAGGGGCAUCCCUUGAGGGGCUGUACAAAGGAAUCCGGGCCUUUUCCAGGAUGUGCAAUUUCUAUCUUUGUACUGAUAACCAGAUAUACUAGAUGUCCCUUUUAUUCAACAUUCAUGAUGAUAUUGGGGCAGCCAUAUGCAAUCCUGCUUUUAAUAUUCUUUGCUCCUGCCAAAGUUACACUGCUUCACUUCCAAUCAGCACAUCUUCUGUGGCUUAAAUAAUACACCCCCAAUAAAACUUCGGUCUGGAGAGGCCCUUAGUGCUGCUUUUUGCCCAAAACCAUGGGCAAAUACCAGACAAAAGUAAAAAGUUGCACAGGGCAAAGAGGAAGGGAGAGGCAGUGGGUAGCAGACAGCUCAGGAAACAGCUGGUCUUUUCGCUACAAGGGAUGGAGCAAUGGGGACCCUCUGCAGCUUCCUCUCCUCUUGCAAUAGGGCUGGGAAGCUACAGGAAAGCUGACAUGGCUGAUUGCAUAAGGAUUAACAUUGGACUCACAUUUGGGGUGACUCAAGGAGCCAGACAGUUGCUCAAGCCACUUGCAGAAGCUGUGUUUGAAGACCUGUCUGUUAUGGCAUUCCCGAAGGAUAAUAGCUUUCACUGGGUAGGUGUUAGGUGACCCUAUUCAUUCUCAUAUAUAACAAUGAGAGGUUUUACUACUAUUAUGUAUAAUUUUCCCUAAAUAAGAUAAACUAGUAAUGCACGGUUUGGUGACAGAAUAAAUGUUCUCCGUAUAUAAAGCUUCUCCUUUGAAACCCGCCCCUUCCCCCAAUAUCUGCAUUUAAGGAAUCUUGAAUAGCAUGGAUGACGAAAAGCCCUGGCCUAAUUCCCUAGGGAGCUACAUUUGAGAACUGCAUCCAGAGGAAUUUCAGACCAUUGGUUCAUCUACCUCAGUAUUGUUUGUUGGUCUUUGAGGUCGAUCGGUCUCUGGAGUAGGAUUCUUGCUUUGGGUUCAGGAGGGCCCUGGGUUCGGUUCCUAGACAAGCCCAUGCAGUCAGGAGAAAGAGCCAGGCUGGAUCUACACUGACCUGCUUAACUGAGCUGGAUGGACAAAGGCCUGACUCUGUGUAAGACAGCUGCCUUACGUUCUUCUUUAACUCAGACCUUUAUUCAGAAUGAUGAGGACUAGAAUCUCGCUUUAUGUUUAGGGGAAGGGCCGUACCUCAUUGGGAGAGUGCAUGAUUUGCCUGCAGGAGGUUUCACGUUCCAUUCCUGGCAUCUCUAGGUGAGGCUGGGAAUGUCCCCUGUUCCAAAACCCUGGAGAACUGCUGCUGUCAGCACAGAUAAUACUCAACUAGAUAGACCAAAGGUCUCAGUAAAAAGCAGCUUCCUAGGUUCCAAAAGUGCCCCCCCCAGCCCCGCUAUUUACAUCACACAUUACAGUGGUACCUCUGGUUAAGAACUUAAUUCGUUCUGGAGGUCUGUUCUUAACCUGAAACUGUUCUUAACCUGAGGUACUGCUUUAGCUAACAGGGCCUCCUGCUGCCGCUGCGCCGCCGGAGCACGAUUUCUGUUCUCAUCCUGAAGCAAAGUUCUUAACCUGAGGUACUAUUUCUGGGUUAGCGGAGUCUGUAACCUGAGGCGUUUGUAACCUGAAACGUUUGUAACCCGAGGUACCACUGUAUUUGCAAAAACAAGUGGCCAAGUGUGGCUUUUUAAAUUUGUUUCUGAGAACUCUUUAAAUCUAUUUAGAUUAACGUAGCAAGGAAAUACUCAUUGCAUUUCCCAGAGACAAAUGGCUUUGGGCUACUUAGCAUGUGCCAGAUAUUUGGUGUGAAUCCCAUUUAUCCUUCUGUUCUCAGGACCCCCUGUGUAUGGUGUAGUGGCUGUUGCUGAACCAUUUGUGUCUCUACUAAUAGAAAAGUAACCACCUGUGAUUCCUACUGGGUGGGAGGAGUGAAAGAGGGGGAGGCAUUUACCACCUCUGAACUACUGGGCGACUGUUGACCUGUUGAUAACCCACCCACUCCUCUACUCACAGAAAAGGAAUUUUCCUAAUCUUCACAGCGUGAAGUUUUAAUGACAGGAAGUAGGAAGCAGGAAGCUGGUUACAAGUGCUGCCAUAGGAGUUCAGCUGCAGAUUCUGAAGAAGCCAGCCAAAACCUAGAGUGGUGAAACCACCAACUUAACCUAUUGCCCAAUUCAGGGCAAAGCUCUGGCCAUCCCAACCUCCCAGAGAUAGCUUGACAUUGCAAGUCUCUUCACAACUCUCCUUCUGAAACUGAAGGUUGCUCAUUAUCCCACUACUGUGGACAUAAAAUGAGGCCUCUGUCUCCCGGAGAAGGACUUUCCCCUCUUGGGCUGCUCAACCGAGGGCCCGACUACCUCCGUAAGCAGCUAGAGGGGAGUACCGGGGGGCGGACCCCGAGUGCCGUGGAAAGGCUUGAGGCUGAUAAAGCCAAAUACGUCAAAUCUCAACAAGUUAUCAACAGUCGCCAAGAGCCAGUGCUGCUCUGCUACACCUUCCAGUCGUCUGCUUGCGGCAGAAGAGCCUUGACCCUCCACCAACAAGGCGAGUUCUCUCAGGUAGGCCAAGAUGGCCUUGGGCCCAAGAAGCUGCCUCCUUCUCCUCAGUUGCCCAUAGCACGGAGAGGGGGUGGCAGGCGCAUGCUGAGGCCUGAUUCGCUUGUCAUCUACCGGCAGAAACGGGACUGUUCGGCUGUCAACAAGGAGAACGCCAAAGGCUACAGCCUAGUGAGGCGGCUGUUUCAAAGCCCGUUGAGAGAUGGGCAUGGUGCCUCCCCUUCCUCUAGAGGCAUGUUGGGAGAUGGACAGCUACAAGUCACGCAGGAAGAAACCUCCAUGGUCUGGGUGCCGGCAGAAAAGGAGGAAACGAGGACCAUAAAUUCAGUAGGCAUUCUAAUGAGGACGUCCGUGAGACGUGCUUCUGAACGCAGCCUGGGACACCAGCCUAGCUCCCAGCUGGUUAUGGACCAAACCUCUUCUUCCACGAGCCCAGAACCAUCAGACUCCAAGAGAGAGCUGGCACCAAGUUAUUCUCUCCCUCUCUCAGAGAAAGAGCGUUUUUUUAACUACUGCGGCUUGGACCAGAACCUGGUAGAGAUGUUGGGAGCUGAGCGGUUCAAGCCGGGGAGUUGGGAAUUGGGGUCCUCCUGUGUGGUCCUGGGGAGUGUGGGGUCAGCCAGUUCUGAGCAUGACCGUCUCUCACUCAACGAAGAGGAGCUGUCUGCAGAAGAGCUGAGCGAGAAGCCACUCACGUCAGUCUCUGUCAUUGAGCGAAACGCCCGUGUCAUUAAAUGGCUGUACAGCUGCCAGCAGGCCCUGUCUGUGGCCAAGGAGUCCACUGUGUGAAUGGAAACAUGGUCUCAAAUGCAAUUCUUACCACAGGAAAGGGAAGGCCAGGCGGCUGGGCCUCACUGUUCCUGUAACCUUGCAAGUGCCAGUCUUGUGCCUAAGUAAGGGCCCAGUUCAUGCCAUCUUGAUGAUGGCAACAUUCCCAACAUGGGAAGCCGAGCAGGGAGUGUCUCUCACCAUGGAAUUAUGGCAGGUGGUGUAUGAUGGAUGCUGUUUAAAACAGUCCUGCAUUGCCUGUGAAGUAGAAAGGGAUACACAUGUCAGGACCAAUGUGAUUUUCAACUGAGGCCUAAAUUAUGAAGGCAAAAUUUGGGGGUUCGGGACAAAGAAUUUUCCUCCUCUCUUUCCCCGCUGUGAGUAGUGGUGACCAGCUUAUAAAGUAUACGUUCUAUAGCAGGGAUGGGGAACCUGUGGUUCCCCAGAUAUUGCUGGACUACAUUUCCCAUCAUUCCUGACUCUUGGCUAUGUGGACUGAGGUUGAUAGGAGUUGGAGUUCAACGACACCUGGAGAGCCAUACGUUCCCCAUGCAGGAGUGUGAGUAAAUCUUCCCCUCCCGCAGUUCUCAACAGCGAGCAUGGUGUAGGGGGCUAGAGUGUUGGACAGGGAAGGCUUGGGUUCAAAUCCUCCACAUGGCCAUGAACCUGCCUGGGAGACCCUGAGCCAGUCAUAUGCAUUUUGCCUAGCCUACCUCACAGGGUUGUUAUGAAGAUACAACCAGAGCAUCUCAUGGGAUAACCCCGAAGUUCUGUGGAGGGACGUGAUGCAAACAUGAUCAACAGGAGAUCAUUAGUGUUACAAAGCACUUCUCAGGCUUAGCCCUUCUAUGUUGUCAAGCAACAAGCUGCCAGAGAGCCACCACUGUGGCUAGUGGGGUGUAUACAAGCUCCAGUCCAGACUGUGUGAUUUUCAUGCAGUCUGGGAGAAACGUUUUGUGGUUGCCAGGCCCUUGACUCUUACUCUACUGAGCCAUUCCGUGAAAUGAAAGCAGGAAGAACAGACGCAAUCUUUGAACUUGCACAAUCUCUAGAGCAGGCCCUCAGUACUGCACCCAAUUCUGUUUCCUUCUGUGCCUUCCUUCCUCAGAGAGUCUCCAGAUAUUCAAAGCAAAAUCCAUGUUCGUAUCUCUUUUCUUUUUCCUCAGAACUAGCUUUGAUGGCUCAGGAAGAUGGGGUUAGCUUUAUGAAUGGGUAUUAAUAGAAGCGCUCAACCUUUUUCUUAAUGAUCGGCCAGGAACGUAAGAAGUGUCCUGCUGGAUCAGGCCAGUGGCCAAAGUAGUCCAGCAUCCUGUUCUCACAGUGGCCAACCAGGCACCUCCAUGGGUAGCCCACAAGCAGGGCCUGAGCACAACAUCACUCUCCCCAAUGGUGAUUCCCAGAAACUCGUAUUCAGAGGCAUAUUGCUUCCAACGGUCCAAAGCAGAACAAAGUCAUCGUUGAUCCGAAACUGAUGGGUCCUCCUGAGGGCCAGCUAACAUCUUAUUUACAAUUAAGAACUGUUACCUCUGUCCCUGAAUUCUUAAUAAAAGUAAAGCUUUUUGAAGAAUCGCUCCAUCUCGAAGGUUUCUGGCAGAAAUGUCAUAAAUUAUAGAAUCAAAGAAUUGCAGGGUUUGAAGGAACCCCCAAGGGUCAUCUAGUCCAAUCAUCUCCUUCAACUAUGGGUUCCUCAGCUCCAGCAUCCCUCUAUGAAGCUUGGGUGAAACAGUUAGGACAGCUGCUAGGUCGUCUUCGGUCAAGGGAUUGGGUUCAAAAAGGCAACAUCCUGCACUGCAGUUGGGGGCAUCAGGCUACUAUUAAGGGUUGUCGAAUCUUUGGGGCCAGUGGGUGCAUUUGGAAUUGUGAGCAAGUGUCAUGAGGGCCCAUUACAGAAUGGCUGCUCCUGUGAGGCGUGGCAGAACACAAAAUGGCUACCCCAUCUGAAAGCACAGAAAAUGAAGCUAGACCACAAAAUAAUGGGGCAACUCCCAUUAGCUGGCACUUCAGAGAGGGAAAGGUACCUAUGCUGCCCACUGCCACAUAUGGCCACAGAGAGAAGCUCUUUGUACCUCUUCUCUUUUCAUAAUGGUUAGGAAGAUAGACAGAGAAAUGUGGGCCUGCUUCAGGGGGCAUUUUCAUUGCAGGAGGGGCUGAUCCAGUGCAAAUAGGAACUGAGCAGGAAGAGCAAGUGGACUCUUGUGCCCUGUGGGGUUCUGAGGGGAUAGUUACUGAAACCUUUUGUGGGCACCAUAGGCAGUACUGGUGGGUACCUUAUCAUCCAUGAGUAUCAUGCUGGUGUCUCUCCACAGCUAGUUUAAUAUCAAGACAUGUGACACGCAGGGUUUUAUACACUCUGACACCUGACCGAGGCAGCUGCCCCAUUUUACCCAAUGGUUGGGCUGGCUCUGGGCUUCAUUUGAAAAGUCUGUAAAUGUGGAUACUGUUGUAAAAGUUCAGCACCCUAAGAGCUUCACAGCCUGAUUGUGGCCAAACUAAUGGAUAUAUGAAACGUGUGAUUACCUUUCACGUAUCUGCCGCUGGUGGUAGUUGUCAAAUAGCAGCUACAGGAGGGCUCCGGUGAUCAAUACCACAGAGAAGGGAGGGUUUAACCUUUUCCAUCCUGUACCAUGUUUCCAACAAAACUAACCCCCUCAUACACACCCCAAUGAUGCUGUUCACUCCAGAAAUAAGCAGUGGUAGCUUUCCACCCAGAUCAAUAGACAUUUUUCAGGGAAUGUGGGGAUUUUCAUGAGACCGCAGCAUGGGGAGGAGGAAAGGUUUGGUGGUCCCAAGUCUCAUUGUGUUAGGCUCUGCCUCUAUUUAUUUAUUUCUUAAAACCGUAUGUGUUAUGUAACAAACCUGGGUUUGCUGCCAUGUAAUGCAUGGAAAGUUGCAAAUAGGGUGGAAUCUACACACAUAUUAAAAACGUGAAAAUGUUUUUUUAAAAAACCGUUUUGAAAAAUGCAUUGAGUUUGCUAUAGCUCACAGUCGCCAUCUAGUGUCACAAUUCUAUAUUGAACUUUACAAUACAUUCAAAACGUUUUGUUUUCAGCUGUAUAGCUGAGUCCUAGGUGUUCCUCUUUUGCUUCCCGAGACUGUACAAAUACUGCCACCUGGUGGCAGCCCUAGGAAUACAGGAAGAUCAUCUUACGUCAAAACUGCACCUGCCUUUUAUUGGGAGACUAGCAGGAUUCUCUUCAAAUCCACCUCCUGAUAAUCUUUGCUUUCAUGUUAAAACAAACCCAAGUUUCUAGCCCUCAUGAUUGCAGAACAUGUUUUUAAAGUGUUUGAAGAGUGCAAAUCUCAAAAGCCCAAAGGACUGCUGAAUUGGAUUUCUAAUGGCCUUCAGGGCCCUGCAUAAGUUCCCCAUAAUUAGUAGAAGCAGACUAAAUUAUGCAGACUAAAUUAUUCAGGAGAAAGUUAGAAGAGAUUGAAUUCAAAAAUUUGCCAGAAAAUUAUUUUCUGAUAAAUUUCAGCACAGCCCUAAAAACACAAGCACAAUUUGAUCCAUUCCACCCUGAACCUUUUACUUCAAUACCCUGUGAUUGGUUUCCUCUUGCUUUCAGCUGCACUCCUAAUCUUCAGCUACAACUAAAGUUGAAUUCAACCUCUUCCAUCUUUCUCCUGAAUAGCUGGGGUACA